AUGAAGUUUAUCUCUGCCCCAAUCGCUCUUGUCCUCUCGCUUGCUAUGUUUGCGGCCGCGGCGCCCGCAGAGCUAGACAAAAACGCAUGUACUACCGUGAAGAACUGCGCCGCCAAAAACCCGAAACAGUGCUGCCCCGAUCAGUAUGGAACCUGCAAUAAGCAAACUGGUGAAUGCCAUUGUGGAAAGACUUGCUAUUCUUGGUGA
This is a messenger RNA of Penicillium robsamsonii, 207 nucleotides long. RefSeq lists its product as uncharacterized. The record is from RefSeq and is a predicted model, not a curated record. The transcript has a single exon. The coding region runs from base 1 to 207 and encodes 68 amino acids. Lineage: Eukaryota; Fungi; Ascomycota; Eurotiomycetes; Eurotiales; Aspergillaceae.